AAUGGGGAUUCAUCUAUUUUAGGUUGUCAGAGUACAUUUUCAUACCGAGGCUGUAAAGAAGUCAGUCUUUAAAAAGCCACAGAGGAAAAAAAAUUACCUGGAUUUUGCGCUCUCAUCACCAUCCGAUGAGGGAUAUGAAGAAGACAGAUAAGAAAAUGGAAAUGUUUUCUAAAGGGCUGCCAGGACGACACGAGAAAUUCAUACUCCUCAUCCUCUAUCUCAAUCUAUGGUACAAGCCUAUGGUUGAAGCGAUUCAUCCAGACUGCGCCAUUAUCCCUCAGCACAUGAGGGCUCGGGAGAUUUGUAGCCAGACGAGGUGGAGGGAGGCACAAAACCAGACCGACCACAGCGGAUGUAAAACAGAGUGGGAUGAGGUUGCAUGUUGGCUGAGAGCUGAAGUCGGGCAGGUGGUCAACGUAUCCUGUUCUGAGGUCUUCCAGCCUUUCUCCAGCAAUCAAGGGUAUAUUUACAGGAACUGCACUUUAGACGGCUGGUCAGAAAUUUAUCCACCCUAUGAGGAGGCCUGUGCUUUCAGUGAUGACAACGAGCCAGAAUCAGAGACAAGUUACCUCUAUACAUUCAGACAGGUUUACACUGUGGGCUAUGCCACCUCACUCAUCUCCCUCAUAAUGGCCAUAGUGGUGUUCAUGGCCUUCAGAAAGUUCCGCUGCACCAGGAACUACAUUCAUGUCAACCUGUUCUCCUCCUUCGUCCUGAGAGCCAGCGCCGUUUUCAUUAAAGACACUGUGCUGUUUGCUGAUGAGACCCUGGACCACUGCUCCAUGUCGACGACAGCGUGCAAGUCAGCCGUGGCUUUCUUCCAGUUCAGCAUCCUGGCCAAUUACUUUUGGUUGCUGGUGGAGGGCAUGUAUCUGCAGACCCUCCUGGCCCUGACCUUCGUCUCUCAGAGGAAAUACUUCUGGUGGUACAUCCUGAUUGGAUGGGGGCUCCCAUCAACAGUUCUCAUACUUUGGGUUUUGACCAGACUGUUCUAUGAUGAUAGAGGUUGCUGGGACGACACAGACAAGGUUGGUAUUUGGUGGAUUAUCAAAGGACCAAUAACAGCCUCGCUGCUGGUCAACAUAGUCAUCUUCAUCAACGUGAUCCGGAUUCUGGUUCAAAAGCUCAAAUCUUCAGCCAUGGCCGGGAACAAUGACACUGGACAUUUCAUGAGGUUGGCUAAAUCCACCCUGUUCCUCAUUCCUCUGUUUGGGAUGCACUACACUGUAUUUGCCUUCCUGCCUGAAAACACUGGAGUAGCAGCCAGACUCUACAUCGAGCUGGGACUGGGAUCCUUUCAGGGCUUUGUGGUGGCACUGCUUUACUGUUUCAUGAAUGGAGAGGUCCAAACAGAGCUGCGGAGGUGGCUGUGGAAGUGUCACAAUCAAAAUCAUCUCACGCCAGCCAAGCGAAGUAUCACUCAGAUCACAAUUCGAGCCCGUGACGGGCUCAGACGGCCGCCCUCUUCUGGCAACAACUCUUCAGUAUGAUUUUAAAGACUAUCAGUGGGAGAAAAGCUGAGACAUUGACAGUCAUAUAAGCUCAACAUGCUGACAACAUUAAUCCAACAACCCCUCCUUGAGAACAAAAGACCUCAGUGAACAAUGGUGAGUGAGGAAACAUCAAAUCGGUGUCAGCUGCUACUAUGUCUAUGACCACAGUGGGUACAGCACACACUUCAGCGCUUAAUCACGGUACUCCCUCUUGUGUCAUGGUUGUAAAAAAAAGAAAAGUAGAGGAACAUUGGUGCUUGAUUUGAAAGGAUGUCAUGGUGUCACUGUGGAAUGAGGAUAUCACAGUCAAGGCAGAGCUGGCCCUGAGUCUAUAGGAGGAUGAUUUCACAUGGUUGUAUUUACAUGAUGCUAUUUGUAAUAAAAAAUGAGCAAAUGUUGAGGGAUUCCAUUGAAACAGCUGUGGAAACAAUGGAUGUUUGUACUCGGCUAAAUUAUAUGGAUUGAGCUCGACUUGUCUAAUUAUUCUGUGCUGCCGUGAGAACUUCCAGGAUCGUUUGGUGUGGUGCAGGACUGAUGUGGUCUGAGUGUGCCAAUUGAUUUUCUUUUUUUUUACACAGCAAUUCACCUGCUACUGGAGAGAAUUUUUCAAUUACCAGGCUCCAGAGGGACCUGAGAGAGUGUAUUUAAAGUUAUCUGGGUGUGUGUGUGUGUGUGUGUGUGUGUGUGUGUGUGAAGCUGCCAUACAUCGGUACAUCAUGUCUUAAAAGUCUUCUUCUUUUGAGCAGCUGUCUACAUGGAUGAGCCAAGGACAGUACUUGUGAAUAUUUAUAACCUUGUUUUUCCUCAUGUCAUUUUUUUAUGCUGUUGCCAGAUGUAAUAAUCCAAAUUUUUUGGCACAUUCGUUGCACUAGUGGAGACACCAAACUAAUAAAAGCAUGGUGCCAGGCCUUUACAUGCUAAAAUGGCAUCAAAAUGGUACUGCGUAACUAGACGGAGCUUUUCAAGUGACACAAUGAUGACAAUGUCCUAUGAUACACAGUUUAUUGCUCACUAUUUCAGACACAUGUGAGUUGCCCACAUUUUGAUGACGGCACAAAUUUAUAGCGAAAAAACAAGAACGAUAAUUGUGUUUUAUAAUUUAAGCUGUAUGUAACACAAGGUGAGGACCCCUUUACAUAAAAAACAGCUACACUAGUCUUUGUGUUAUUUUAUUUGCACAUUGGCCAUUCUAAAAUAUUUAAUUAUCAUAACUAGAUUCACAAUGUAAAAUGUUACUGUUGAUGUGAUGUUUUAGUUACAGGACAAGACAGAGUUGAGUCUUGAUAGGGAUGCACUGAUCUGAUAGGUGCUGGAUAGAUAUUGAUCCCAAUACUGACCAUAUUAAGCACAUCAGGCAUUGGCCAAACAGGUCCACAUCAUGUUUUUUUUUGUUCUGCUUCAUUCAUUUGCUGUGGUGACUCAACAUUUAAAGCUGCUGCUGAGACUACGCCACUCAUUUCAUAAAAAUGUUCUAAACAAUAUAAUUAAAAUUUGCAUAAACCUAAAAAGGAUGUUGGUGUGUGAAUGUCUCCACUGAUAAUUAAAGGUCCUGAAAACCUAUUUUCACAAUCAGCUCGACAAAAUGAGCGAUGGGUUUCUACAUGAACACAAUGUUCUGCCAUAGUGGGAACAGUUUUGAUUAUUUCACAAGAGAAA
Messenger RNA from Thunnus maccoyii (southern bluefin tuna), 3149 nucleotides. Its product is annotated as vasoactive intestinal polypeptide receptor 1-like. Gene Ontology annotation, molecular function: vasoactive intestinal polypeptide receptor activity; G protein-coupled peptide receptor activity; peptide hormone binding. Bases 126 to 1490 code for a protein of 454 amino acids. NCBI's taxonomy places the organism in Eukaryota, Metazoa, Chordata, Actinopteri, Scombriformes, Scombridae. The transcript has 13 exons. Gene Ontology annotation, cellular component: plasma membrane. The record is from RefSeq and is a predicted model, not a curated record. Gene Ontology annotation, biological process: adenylate cyclase-modulating G protein-coupled receptor signaling pathway; cell surface receptor signaling pathway.